Galeopterus variegatus (Sunda flying lemur) is the source of this 2726-nucleotide messenger RNA. RefSeq names its product adhesion molecule with Ig-like domain 1 (gene AMIGO1). The record is from RefSeq and is a predicted model, not a curated record. The coding region runs from base 285 to 1766 and encodes 493 amino acids. Gene Ontology annotation, molecular function: protein binding. The transcript is spliced from 2 exons. NCBI's taxonomy places the organism in Eukaryota, Metazoa, Chordata, Mammalia, Dermoptera, Cynocephalidae. Gene Ontology annotation, biological process: brain development.
AGGCGGCCGUGGUCGGUGGGCUCCGGCUGGCGCAGCGGCCGAGGCGGCGGCGCGGGUGAGCGGAACUGAGCCCGGCAAGUCCCCGGAGGCGAUGUUGCCCGGCGCGGGCUCCUGCGUAAGGCGGGCGCUGUGACAGGCCGGCCGGUGAGGCGCCGCCGGGGGAGGCCGCGACGGAGCUCCCGGACCGGCCAUGGGCUGAGACACGUCCUCGCCGAGCAGAACAUGCCCGGGUGAUUCCCUCCCAGAUCUUCCUUGUGGAUUUCCUCGCACUCCCUAGUGACACUAUGCAACCCCAGCGUGACCUGCGAGGCCUCUGGCUCCUGCUGCUGUCCUCAUUCCUGCUCCUUUUUGAGGUGGCCAGAGCUGGCCGACCCGUGGUUAGCUGUCCUGCCGCCUGCCUGUGCGCCAGCAACAUCCUGAGCUGCUCCAAGCAACAGCUGCCCAAUGUGCCCCACUCCUUGCCCAGCUACACAGCCCUGCUGGACCUCAGCCACAACAACCUGAGCCGCCUGCGGGCUGAGUGGACCCCCACGCGCCUGACCCACCUGCACUCCCUGCUGCUGAGCCACAACCACCUGAACUUCAUCUCCUCUGAGGCCUUUUCCCUGGUACCCAAACUGCGCUACUUGGACCUCUCCUCCAACCAGCUGCGUACACUGGAUGAGUUCCUGUUCAGUGAACUGCAAGCACUGGAGGUGCUGCUGCUCUACAAUAACCACAUCGUGGCAGUGGACCGCUCUGCCUUCGAUGACAUGGCCCAGCUGCAGAAACUCUACUUGAGCCAGAACCAGAUCUCCCGCUUCCCUCUGGAACUGGUCAAGGAAGGAACCAAGCUAACCAAACUAACACUCCUGGAUCUCUCUUCCAACAAGCUGAAGAACUUGCCAUUGCCUGACCUGCAGAAACUGCCGGCAUGGAUCAAGAACGGGCUGUACCUGCAUAACAACCCCCUGCACUGUGACUGUGAGCUGUACCAGCUCUUUUCACACUGGCAGUACCGGCAGCUGAGCUCUGUGAUGGACUUUCAGGAGGAUCUGUACUGCAUGAGCUCCAAGAAGCUGCACAAUGUCUUCAACCUGAGUUUCCUCAACUGUGGUGAGUACAAGGAGCGUGCCUGGGAGGCCCACCUGGGUGAGAAAUUGAUCAUCAAGUGUGACACCAAGCAGCAGGGGAUGACUAAGGUGUGGGUGACACCAAGCAAUGAACGGGUGCUAGAUGAAGUGGCCAAUGGCACAGUGAAAGUGUCCGAGGAUGGCAGUCUUCAUUUCCAGAAGGUGCAGGUCAAGGACGGUGGUGUGUACACCUGCUACGCCAUGGGGGAGACUUUCAAUGAGACACUGUCUGUGGAGUUGAAAGUGUACAAUUCCACCUUGCACGGGCACCAUGACACCCUCAACACAGCCUAUACCACCCUAGUGGGCUGUAUCCUUAGUGUGGUUCUGGUCCUCAUAUACCUAUACCUCACCCCUUGCCGCUGCUGGUGCCGGGGUGUAGAGAAGCCUUCUAGCCAUCAAGGAGACAGCCUCAGCUCUUCCAUGCUUAGUACCACACCCAACCAUGAUCCUCUGGCUGGUGGGGACAAAGAUGAUGGUUUUGACCGGCGGGUGGCCUUCCUGGAACCUGCUGGACCUGGACAGGGUCAAAAUGGCAAGCUCAAGCCAGGCAACACCUUGCCGGUGCCCGAGGCAACAGGCAAAGGCCAACGGAGGAUGUCGGAUCCAGAAUCGGUCAGCUCGGUCUUCUCUGAUACUCCCAUUGUGGUGUGAGCAGGAUGGGUUGGUGGGGAGAUUCUGCCCCAGGAGAGGUAAUGCACCCCGAAGGAUAUGAGGGGAUGGAAGAGAGGGCUGACUGCCCAAGGGAGUGGGUUCCUCCUGACCGCAAGGGAAUAGGUCAUGGGUACAACAGGAGGCAAGACCCUAUCCAGGGUGUGGCUGCCACAGUUUUCAAAUAUGGAUAUGUUAAUCCUCAGGCAAAUGCCACACCCCUAUCCCAAAACCUGGCAAUUCUCAAUGUGGUAGAGGAAGCAUGUCUGAGUUGGAUGGGAAUGAGGAAGGGGUGAGGGGAAGAGCAGAGUCCCUAAACUUUUGAGGUCAUUGCUAGCUCCUUAAGCAAAAACCAUCUGAAAAAUUCUUUCUGCCUCUGCCCACCCACAAGAUGUGUAUGUUGGAGGGAGCUUCCGCUGGAGCCACACUGGGGGAAAACUGUAGUAAUCUUCUCUGGUCAGGAAGUCACACUUCACAGCUGGGGAAAUUGGAAACCUUUGGAAAAUGAGUCAGGAAAAGGCUAAGUCCUCAUCAAUAACACUCCCCAAAGCUGUUGUGAGACUUCCCACAAAAGCCUCCCUCUUUCCCGAUGAGCCUUGAGUGGAUUGGUCUUUGCAGGAGCCUGGCCCAUUGCCUGUUAGUUAUGGCAGCAGUGUGGGAUGUGGGAUCUGUGCCUUGUCCUGGGACCAAUGGCACAGAGGGGCACAGGGGUCUGUGUCACAGCGUAGGUGCCAGCACAAAACUUAUAGAUGGGGGGUGAAUUCCAGAUAGGGUGAUUCUCUGGUUAGUGAAACCCUUGGUUAGCAUUUGAUUUCCAGCAUCUGUGUGUCAGACUAGAGUGGGGGCUGCUGAAGGGCAGAGAGCUUUUAUGGAUGCCUGCCACAGACAUGGUAUGUGGGCCCACUUCAAACUAGAAGGAUGAGAAUAAAUCAGUCUCUAUUAUGUAGCAUCCAGCUGGACCUA